Messenger RNA from Oncorhynchus mykiss (rainbow trout), 1888 nucleotides. Its product is annotated as kelch-like protein 23. Gene Ontology annotation, molecular function: protein binding. Lineage: Eukaryota; Metazoa; Chordata; Actinopteri; Salmoniformes; Salmonidae. The record is from RefSeq and is a predicted model, not a curated record.
GUUUAUUAGAUUGUUUGGUUUACAAGGGAAUUGGGUAUAAAUAAGAAUUUACAACAGAUGGCGUGUGAUGCCGUUUGACUCGCUCCAAACACAGAGGAUGCUUUAACAACAGGAAAAUAAACCAUGUCGAGCAGGAACACAAGGUCAUCUAAGGGACAGGAGUCGCCGGAAUCCUUCUACACCUAUGAUUUCUGUGACCCAACACAUCCCACGGAGGUUCUAGAAGCCCUCGGAGAAUACUACACAGAAGGCUUGUUCACUGACAUAGCUCUACAGUGCUCUACGGGGGAGCUCUUCCACUGCCAUAAAGUGGCUCUAUGCUCCCGUAGUUCCUACUUCAGAGCCAUGUUCACAGCCGAUAUGAGAGAGAGGUCCCACAGUGUCAUCAGACUAGCUGGGGUAGAUGUGGAGGUGCUGACGACUCUGGUGAACUAUGUGUACACCUCCAAGGCCUCCAUUACCCAGUGGAAUGUAGAGUCUCUGCUGGAGGCUGCAGACCUGCUGCAGUUUGGAGCCGUGAAAACGGCCUGUGAGAACUUCCUGGUUCGUCUCCUCGACGUCGACAACUGUCUGGGCAUGCUCCGUUUCGCCCAGCUCCAUGUGUGUCUGUCCCUGGAGAAGGAGGCACGCAGGGUGCUGCUCUGCCACUUCCACCAGGUGGUGAGAGAGGAGGAGUUCCAGGAGCUGGGGGUGGAGAAGGUGAGGAGCCUCCUGCAGGAGGAGAACCUGGCGGAGGUGUUGAAUGAGGCGGUGCUGGUGGAGGGGGUGGUGAGGUGGCUGGCCCACGAUACUCUUGCCCGCAGGGGACACUUCCAGGAGCUUCUUCACUCCGCCCACUUAGACCUGAAGGAAGAGUACCUCAGGACUGCCUUGGAGCUUCAUAGAGAGUGUCUGGAGACUGACACUGAAGAGAUCCACUCUCUAUUUGUCCAAGCUCUGAAGACUGCUUUUAAUAUCAAUAAAAGCCCUUCGGAACACUGCAGAAGGGGCAGGAGACUGACCUCCAGGAUGUUUGUGAUAGGAGGGUACCACUGGCACCCUCUGUCUGAGGUCCAGACCUGGGACCCGGUCACGGACCAGUGGCAGCAGGGGGAGGAUAUGCCAGACCACACCAGGGAGAGUUAUGGAGUUACCCUGCUGGGCUCCAACAUCUACAUUAGCGGCGGCUACAGGACAGACACUACAGAGGCUCUAGAUACAGUGUGGGUUUACAGCAGUGAUACUGAUAAAUGGACACAGGGGCAGCCCAUGCUGACAGCGAGGUACUACCACUGUUCUGUGGGUCUGCAUGGGUGUGUCUACGUCAUAGGAGGGUACAGAGGAGGGGCGCCCAUGGGGGAAACGGAAUUCUAUGACCCCCUGAAAAGGAAGUGGAUUCCCGUAGCUAAUAUGGUACAAGGCGUGGGGAACGCUACGGCCUGUGUUCUGAGAGACACAAUAUAUGUGGCAGGCGGUCACUAUGGUUACAAGGGAAGCUGCACCUAUGAUAAGAUUCAGACCUACAGGGCAGACGUCAAUGAAUGGAGCAUAACAACGACCUGUCCUCAUCCAGAGUACGGCCUGUGCCUGGUGUCACUGCACCCCAAGCUUUACCUGGUGGGUGGCCAGACCACCAUCACAGACUGUUACGAACCGGACAGAGAUGAGUGGAGCCAGCUGGCCAGGACCAAGGAGAGGAGGAUGGAGUGUGGCGCCGUGGCCAUGAACGGGUCCCUGUAUGUCACCGGGGGCUACUCCUACUCCAAGGGCACCUACCUGCAGAGCGUGGAGAGGUACGACCCCGAACAGGACACCUGGGAGAUCGUGGGGAAUUUACCUGGAGCGGCGCGGUCACAUGGAUGUGUCUGUGUUUACAGUGUUUAGAGAGAGAGAGCGAGAGAGAGAGUGA